Messenger RNA from Leptosomus discolor (cuckoo roller), 1032 nucleotides. NCBI's taxonomy places the organism in Eukaryota, Metazoa, Chordata, Aves, Leptosomiformes, Leptosomidae. The record is from RefSeq and is a predicted model, not a curated record.
AUGCGCCACAUCAGCUGCCUGCUCCCGGGACUCCUCCUCAUCCUCGGCGUGACCGGCGCGGAUGGCUUUGCCCCGGCAGGUUGCCAGGGCCACCGCCUCUGCAGCACCUACAGGACCAUCUACAGGGUUGCCUACCGGCAGGCGUACAGGCAGCUGCCCCAGCCCACGGCAUCGUGCUGUCCCGGCUGGAGCAGGGCUAACAGCCACGCGCUCGGCUGCAACAGAGCUCUUUGCUGGGUGCCGUGCCAGAACGGUGGGAGCUGUACCUUCCCCGGCAGAUGCACCUGCCUGCCCGGCUGGAUGGGGCGAACCUGCCAGACAGACGUGGAUGAAUGUGCCGGCCAGAGCCACGGCUGCGGGCAGCUCUGCAUCAACACGGCCGGGAGCUACCAGUGUGCCUGCCGGGAUGGCUUCACCCUCGCUGCUGAUGACAAGGCGUGCCAGCCCCUGGGGCCAGAGCCCGGGCCAGAAACCUUCAGCCAAGCAGGUCCCCCCGGUGAAAUGAAGGAAGAAAUGCAAGACCUGAAGAGCAGAGUGGAAGCGCUGGAGCAGAAACUCCAGUCGGUGCUGGCCCCCUUCCACAACCUCAUGCCAUCUGCGCCGGAGGAUGUCGGCGCAGAUCCCAUCAGCCGGCUGUCCCACUCCCUCCAGCAACUGGACAGAAUCGACUCCCUGAGCGAGCAGAUCUCUUUCCUUGAGGAGCGUCUGGAGACGUGUUCCUGCAAGAACGAACUCUAGCUGAGCGCCCGAGGACUUGGAGCAAGCCAAGUGCAUCCGCAGCUCUUCUCUCCCUCUCCAGCCCCAGGCUGGGGACGAAGCCACAUCAUCUACAGGAAGGCACAGGGUAGCAGGGGAAGGCUGGUUUCCCACCAGCAUCUCCAUCAUUUUCUCUUCCAACUCACCGUCUCAAAGCAGUGACUUCCAAACUGGACUCCGAGCCCUCAGCAUCUCACCCCCUUCCUGCUGGAGAGGCAGAAAAUAAACACCUUACCUGUGCCGUUAGUGCCUGCCUGGCUGUGCCGGAGAGCCCGG